UAACACUCGUCAUCCGUCGGCGUGGCUUUGAUGUCGCGAUGUUCGAAAACCGUAGUGACAGUGACAGUUCUUCACCGGUGUACCGCGAACUACCAUCGCCAGAAUACCACCACUACCACCAGUCCAAAUUGAUGGACCUGACCAACUCCAACGAGAAGUUCCUGCCCACGGUACUGCCGCACCAAGAAAUGGUCCCCUACGGGUACUACCACCACAAGGAGAUGCAAAGACACCAGGAGAUGCUCUUCUACGACGAGCACAAAGUCUUCGAGGAGGAACGCAAACUCGAGUCGCCGCAGUACCCGGAUUCCAGAGGACAGUACGACUUCGUGACCCCUUUCAUCAAGAUCGAGCCCGAAGAGGAAGUACCGGUGAUGAAAUCGCGCGCGUUCGGGCGAAAAAGGAAAAGCAUCUCAUCCGACGAAGAGAACUCCUUCCAGAGCGCCAAGAACAAGUCGCGACGGAAAGCGCCGCAGAGCUACGAAGACAUCCAGCACCAGAGGGUCAUGGCCAACGUGCGGGAGCGCCAGCGGACCCAGAGCCUCAACGAGGCCUUCGCCAGCCUGAGGAAAAGCAUUCCCACCAUGCCGUCGGACAAGCUGUCCAAAAUCCAGACGCUGAAACUCGCCGCGCGGUACAUCGACUUCUUGUACAACGUGCUGUCCAAUGAGAACGUGCUGGACGUGGAUCUCAUCGGGAACGUGUCGUCCUUCGUCGUUCGAGAUCGUCUGCUGAAGGCUUUCACCAGGUGGCGGAUGGAGGGUGACUGGAGCGACUGCAACUCCCAGUGAUGUGUAAAAAUUCGAGUAAUUAACUUCGUCGCAAAGAAUUUUCUUUUUAUAGGUAACUCACAAAGGACCUAUUUUUGUACUUUUCGGGGUUCUGUCGAACUGGUCGUUUUGGCUUAGUGGGGGGUGGCGUGACACUUGUGAUCUAGUAUAAUAAACAGUUUGGUGUUUUUGCCUGGGCGCACCGAGGAAAAAAUGUAUAAUAUAAUAUGAUAUGAUGAGAACGAUUCGGUGCAGCUGUUGGGCUUUUUUCAGCUUCACACGCAGAAAAAAUGCGACCAUUAAGUUGGGGCUUCUUGAAUUUCAUGGAAAAUUCGUCGUGGCGUUAGUUGUUUGUAAGAUAUUUAUUAUUCCAAAAGUUACCGGUUAAGUCCCAGUGCCACUUGUAUUAUAGGCUAGGAUUAAGGUCUCAAGUAUUGUUAAAUAAGUUUUUUACCAAAAUUAUUACAUAGUGUAUUUAUUUUUGUUGAAAUAAAAUAUUUUUUAUACAC
This is a messenger RNA of Zophobas morio, 1279 nucleotides long. It is a transcript of the gene Twi, whose product is annotated as twist-related protein 2-like. NCBI's taxonomy places the organism in Eukaryota, Metazoa, Arthropoda, Insecta, Coleoptera, Tenebrionidae. Gene Ontology annotation, biological process: regulation of transcription by RNA polymerase II; developmental process. The record is from RefSeq and is a predicted model, not a curated record. Bases 39 to 791 code for a protein of 250 amino acids. The transcript has a single exon. Gene Ontology annotation, molecular function: RNA polymerase II transcription regulatory region sequence-specific DNA binding; DNA-binding transcription factor activity, RNA polymerase II-specific; protein dimerization activity.